GGCAGGGGGGCGGCGGGGCGGGCCCCCCCGGAGCCAAUGGCAGCGGCAAGGCGGGGAGGGUGAAGAGAGGCGGUGCCGGGCCGACAAUAGGGGUGGCUGGAGGGCAGCGUGGGGAGCGGGCAGGGCGGCCAGCCGGGCGGAGAGCUGGGCAGCACCUUGCGGCGGGCGGAAGUUUGUGCCCAUUGCCUCUUAUCCUGUUGCUGGAUACCACCAAGAGGAGCCCGGUUUCAUCUUCUUUGCACCUCCAUCAGUAACGCCCUCCCCAACUGAAGAUGUCUAACAAUGGAGUUGAAACAGAAGACAAACCGCCUGCACCUCCAAUGAGAAAUACCAGCACUAUGAUUGGAUCAGGAAGCAAAGAUGCUGGGACUUUAAACCAUGGCUCAAAACCUUUGCCUCCCAACCCGGAAGAAAAGAAAAGGAAGGACCGAUUUUAUCGAGCUAUUUUACCAGGAGAUAAAACCAAUAAAAAAAAGGAGAAAGAGCGGCCAGAAAUCUCCCUCCCUUCAGACUUUGAACACACGAUUCAUGUGGGGUUUGAUGCAGUCACGGGAGAAUUCACAGGAAUGCCGGAGCAAUGGGCGCGUUUACUGCAGACUUCCAACAUCACCAAGUCGGAGCAGAAGAAGAACCCCCAGGCAGUGCUGGAUGUGUUGGAGUUUUACAAUUCCAAGAAGAUCUCCAACAGCCAGAAGUACAUGAGUUUCACAGAUAAAUCGACAGAGAAUUACAAUUCAUCAAAUACAUUGAAUGUGAAGGCCAUUUCUGAGACCCCUGCAGUGCCCUCAGUGUCUGAAGAUGAAGAUGAUGAAGAUGAUGCAGCUCCACCCCCUGUGAUAGCUCCACGACCUGAACACACAAAAUCUAUAUACACCCGAUCUGUGAUAGACCCUCUUCCUCCUCCUACCAGAGACGCGGCCACCUCUCCUAUUUCUUCUCCCUCGGAAAACAGCACAACAGCUCCCGACAUGCUGGUCAGGAACAUGGAGAAACAAAAGAAAAAGCCAAAAAUGUCAGAUGAAGAGAUCUUGGAAAAAUUAAGAAGUAUUGUGAGUGUGGGCGAUCCAAAAAAGAAGUACACGUGUUUUGAGAAGAUUGGACAAGGAGCCUCAGGUACAGUUUACACAGCAAUGGAUGUAGCUACAGGACAGGAGGUUGCAAUCAAACAGAUGAAUUUGCAGCAGCAGCCCAAAAAAGAACUGAUUAUUAAUGAAAUCCUUGUGAUGAGGGAAAACAAAAAUCCCAACAUUGUCAACUACUUGGACAGUUACCUUGUAGGAGACGAGCUCUGGGUGGUCAUGGAAUACUUGGCAGGAGGCUCCCUAACAGAUGUCGUGACAGAGACCUGCAUGGAUGAAGGACAAAUUGCAGCUGUGUGCAGAGAGUGUCUCCAAGCUCUGGAAUUCCUCCAUUCAAACCAAGUUAUUCACAGAGACAUCAAGAGUGACAACAUCCUGCUGGGAAUGGAUGGCUCUGUCAAACUAACUGACUUCGGCUUCUGUGCCCAGAUCACUCCUGAGCAGAGCAAACGCAGCACCAUGGUGGGGACCCCGUACUGGAUGGCACCUGAAGUGGUGACGCGGAAAGCGUACGGGCCCAAAGUGGAUAUCUGGUCGCUGGGGAUAAUGGCCAUUGAGAUGAUCGAAGGAGAGCCCCCCUACCUCAAUGAGAACCCGUUGAGAGCCCUGUAUCUCAUUGCUACUAACGGGACUCCAGAACUGCAGAAUCCAGAAAAGCUUUCACCCAUAUUCCGAGACUUCUUAAAUCGCUGUCUUGAAAUGGACGUGGAAAAGAGAGGUUCUGCGAAAGAGCUGCUACAGCACCAGUUCCUGAAAAUUGCAAAGCCUCUAUCUAGUCUCACUCCUCUGAUUAUUGCAGCUAAAGAGGCAGCCAAGAACAACCACUGAAGUAGUGGAGUCAACACAGUCAUCGUGUCAAGACUUUUAGAUGUUCAUUUCAGAGACUGAAUUACCUGCCCCUCUCUCCUUCUGCUCCUUCUUCACAGAGGUGUUCUUCAAACUUUGAUCUGCCCUGAAGAGUGGCAGAGGUAUUUUUCACUGAAUGCGGAAGGUCACGCAACAGGGACAUCGCUGAUCUUACAUAGCAAACUGUCUUUCCAUCCUCGUGAUGGGAGUGAGAGGGGAAGAGUAUUUUGUAUGGUUGCGAAGGUCUUUUUGAGAACAUCUGAACCUGACCUACACAUAGCGAAGCCAGUUUGUUUUCAUAUUUCUUACUGUGUUUAUUUUUAAAAAUAAUAUGGAGCCUUAGACCAUGUUUAUCUUAAUAAAUUAAAUCUUUUGCUGGCUGGA
Messenger RNA from Grus americana (Whooping crane), 2309 nucleotides. It is a transcript of the gene PAK1, whose product is annotated as p21 (RAC1) activated kinase 1. Gene Ontology annotation, molecular function: ATP binding; protein serine/threonine kinase activity. Lineage: Eukaryota; Metazoa; Chordata; Aves; Gruiformes; Gruidae. Gene Ontology annotation, biological process: regulation of actin cytoskeleton organization; regulation of MAPK cascade; intracellular signal transduction. Gene Ontology annotation, cellular component: cytoplasm. The transcript is spliced from 16 exons. The coding region runs from base 273 to 1907 and encodes 544 amino acids. The record is from RefSeq and is a predicted model, not a curated record.